Messenger RNA from Lutzomyia longipalpis, 2576 nucleotides. Its product is annotated as arrestin homolog. Lineage: Eukaryota; Metazoa; Arthropoda; Insecta; Diptera; Psychodidae. Gene Ontology annotation, cellular component: cytoplasm. The record is from RefSeq and is a predicted model, not a curated record. Gene Ontology annotation, biological process: signal transduction; G protein-coupled receptor internalization. Gene Ontology annotation, molecular function: G protein-coupled receptor binding. The transcript has 7 exons. Bases 878 to 2533 code for a protein of 551 amino acids.
AGAAGAGUUCCAGGCAACGCGCUAAAUGUGAACUCACAGUCACUUCAGUCCCAUUCGAGACAUCGUCGCGAAAUGUUGUGAAAAUUUUUCCACAUCGCGGGUGUUUCAUAUCAAAAAUUAAUACAUUUUUCUUCACACCAAAAAAAAAUCCACCGCGAGUGAGAGGUGCGGAAGGAAGCAAUCCUCUCGGGUGAAUAAAAACCAAAAUCUUUUUUUUCUCCUGGACUUUUUAAGAGGAUUUGCUCCAUGAGUGUACCGCAGAGUGUGGCGGGAGCUUUCGUAUGCUUCAAAGUAUAAGGGAAAAAUCAAACCGAGUGAUUUAGCGGAAAAUCUUAUAUUGUUUUCUGUUUCGCAACAUCUCACCACCACCGGGGGGCAAGUAAGAACAACGACACAGCGCUAUCCACAUAAUGUUGCGGAAUAAUGGUGGUGUCAGUUUAUAAAAUGAGUGGAAAAUCAUGCCGAGUGAGAUGGAAAGACAGCAUGCAAAAGGAAAAGGUACCCCCCCAACCCACAGUAAGAGGUGGGAUGGUGGUGGAAAGAUGUGAGGUGUGAAGAGAAGAAUAAAAACGAUAUAUGCAAAGUCAAAAAGUGCUUCAAGUAUGGAAAUAUACAGUAACAAACAUACACCUAUACUAAAUAAAAUAUUUCCUCAUCACGCAUCUCAAUCGACCCAGAACAACAGAAGAAGGUGGAGGAGGUGAAUACGGGAGCGCACCACGAGAAAAGCUGUGCAAAUAGCAACAAAACACUCUACGCAUAGAAGUUUUUCUUUUCGAGCGUGUAGGGGUUUUGUGUGUGUGAUAAAAUUAACCAUAAACACCAAUUUUCUUCACCGAGUCCGUGUUUUUUUCUUCGUUUUGAUACAAUAUACUCUAUGGUGAAAAAAAUGUGCUCCACAUCAUCAGAUACAACUGACGAUGAACAUGGAAUUUCUUCUGUUCCUCCUGCUCCUGCAGCAGCCGCACCACCAGUGGAGACUACAAGAAAACUUCACCUUGGUCGUGGUUCAGAAGGUGAAUCAUUCAUUACCCAGAGAGUCUACAAGAAAACAUCAUCUAAUGCCAUGAUAACCCUCUACUUGGCUAGCCGGGAAAUGGUACACCGAAUGGGGAGUGUCGAACCACUCCGUGGUGUACUCUAUGCUGAUCCCAAAUUUGCCGUUGGCUUUAGAAUAUUCGGCCAAUUGACACUCACCUUUCGAUAUGGGCGAGAUGAUGAAGAAGUUAUGGGUUUGCGUUUUUGCAAUGAAGCCAUCAUUGCCCUAAAGCAAAUUUGUCCGAAAGUUGAGACUGAUGGUGACCAAAAGGAGGAUUUAUCGCCUCUACAGGAAGCACUUGUGGAACGCCUCGGAGCUGGCGCCCAUCCUUUUACAUUGGAGGUGGGAAUUGCUCCACCCAGUGUUCAAUUAAUUCCGGCCAAAAGGUACACAGGAGCACCAAUUGGCACCCAUUACGAUGUUCGUGUCUUCAUCGCGGAUCCCCAUGUGGAUGAGAGUGUCAAGAGACGCUCAGCAGUACGAAUGGGUGUGAGACUAAUACAUCGUGUUUCGGAAGAUACAAAGUGCUACCAUCAGCCACCAUCGGUGUGUACAACCCCCUCCAAAGCAUCCCUGCCACGCUGCCUCCGACUCCGACUCAGCCAGAAAGCAUUCAAAUCACGUCAGGACUCCACAGACACCGGAGAAACCUGUACCGGGGAUCAAUGGACGGGUAUUGAGGGGCCUCAUGGUGCAGUUGACAAACCAUUUUUAUGGGCAGAAGGACGUGUGAGUCUCAAGGCGGCACUCAAUAAAUCUGUCUACCGGCAUGGUGAACAAGUUUCAGCCACGGUAGAUGUUCACAAUGAAAGUCGCAAGAUUGUCCGCAAGAUUCGGGUCUUUGUGGUGCAGCAUGUGGACGUUUGUAUGUUCAGCAAUGGAAAAUUCAAGAAUGUUGUGGCAGAUUGUAGCAUAUCGGAUCAAAUUGCACCAGGUGAAACGUACCACAAAACCUUCCACCUCAUCCCAAUGCGUGGACCAACAAAAAAUUGGCUCGCCGUUGAGAGUUCACUGCAGGCUGGCAGCUCCAGCGGUAUGGGGUCAAAUCGCAAUGGGCAGUACACUGUAAUCCCAGCUGCGGGUGAGAGUGGUAUCUACCAGGAGAUUGCAUCAAGUGCCCCCCGGGCUCAGCAUCAGACACCCGAAGAGCGCAACGUCUUUGCCAUCUAUGUGUCUUACUAUGUGAAAGUGAAGCUGACACUGAGCGGAAUGGGUGGGGAAUUGUCUCUCAAGCUCCCCUUCACCCUCGGCUAUGCCGAUAGUGAGCUAAGCGAUGAGAAGACAACAAAGAAACACUACUCAAGCAUAAUGGAAGAGGAGUUUGAGCACAUUUCUGAUGCUGGUCACCAGAGGAGGAACUCAGCGAGUGCCAUUCCAGGCUGCAGCAGCAAAAAGACAUCCGAAUCGGAGGAUAUUGGUGCUGUUGUUAGUGUUACUGAAGCCCAAGUGCAUCAAUCGAGCAGUAUAGAGACUAAUAAGAACCCUAUUGUAUAGACUUGACGUUCAUAAAGGCAUUUUAAACGGUACCAAAGACAAA